Molecule: messenger RNA, 681 nt
Organism: Colletotrichum truncatum
Lineage: Eukaryota; Fungi; Ascomycota; Sordariomycetes; Glomerellales; Glomerellaceae
Source: RefSeq, a predicted model, not a curated record
AUGCCUCAGAUCAUAGAGCUCGGCUGGAUUCCUGUCAAGAAUGAUUACGAAGAAGCUCCAGCGACCAAGGCUAUUAAUGAUCUAGAACCGAAGCUUAUGGCAAAUCCCGAUAUUCUGGGCUACUGGAAAGGCGUCCGGGGACACGGCGCUUUGGAUAGUCGACCGAUUAAAGGUUGUGAUUUGGCCACUAUAUGGAAGUCAUUGGAAGCUGCAAAAGCAGCUAAAGAAUCUCCCGAGUUCAAAGAAGCAGCACAACUAUGGGGACAAAUUGUUGAAACCUCAAGCCACUACGGCCCGGUCCAACCGUGGGUUGACUACUUCCGCCUGGACGGCGACGAUUUUGCCAAAGUGAUUGGCGCUCAAGUCGUUCUUUUAUCUGGAUUUUAUCUCCCAGUUGAUGCCGAUACAGACGCCUUUUAUGACACCUGGAAACGCCUUACGCAAGCCACACCAAAUGAACCUUCUGGUUAUAUUGCCGGCGUGCAUGGCUGGUCUGUUGGCGAUACCGAUCACAAGGGAGAAGGCAAAAAGGUCUUCAUGGUUGUGAGUGGCUGGGAUAGCGCAGAGAGUAUUAAGGCUACUGAUGCCGUGGAUAAGAGGAGCGAAAUCGAGGAGGGCCUAAAGCAUUUUAAUAUUCAGAAACAUGAACACCUUUCUCAUGGACUGACAAGGAUAAAAUAG